UCGAGCCAGGAGUCAGGACCUAGGGCCUAUGGUUGGAGCCUAGAGGAGGAGCAAGAUACUUUGGAGCAGUUCCCAACCAAAUAUCCCCGUUGCGCCGGACACGAAAUCGUCGGAACAGUUGUACGAAUCGGAUCAGAAGUCAAAGACUAUCGUCAAAUUGGCGACCGAGUCGUCUGGGUUACUUUACUGAUUGUGUUAGUGGCAACGAGUAAUACUGUUCGCGGUUUAGCACCACCACCUGUCCUUGUGCCAGAUGGCUUAGCCUCUCAUCUCGCUGCUCCAAUGCUCUGCGGGGGGACCACGAUCUAUAGCCCGUUGAAGCAUCAUGGUUGUGGGCCGGAGAAGAGAGUGGGCAUCAUUGAUAUUGGAGGUAUCGGACAUUUUGGAAUUAUUUUCGCCAAGGCCUUGGGUGCUCAGGAGGUGGUUGCCAUCUCACGUCGAGCGAAUAAAAGAAGAAGAAACUUUGCAGUUAGAGGCAGACCGAUCCGGGAGAUGUUGAAUCUGGCUGAAGCAAAAUGUGUGCAUCCAUGGGUUCAAGUGGCUCCAAUGAAAGACGCCAAUCAAGCGCUUCUGGAUACAGCAGCUGGGAAGGCCCGAUUCCGUGUACUAGAAAAUUAA
Messenger RNA from Penicillium verhagenii, 618 nucleotides. RefSeq lists its product as uncharacterized. The annotation marks the transcript as partial. The record is from RefSeq and is a predicted model, not a curated record. Gene Ontology annotation, biological process: alcohol metabolic process. NCBI's taxonomy places the organism in Eukaryota, Fungi, Ascomycota, Eurotiomycetes, Eurotiales, Aspergillaceae. The transcript has 5 exons. Gene Ontology annotation, molecular function: zinc ion binding; alcohol dehydrogenase (NADP+) activity.